Dama dama (fallow deer) is the source of this 873-nucleotide messenger RNA. Its product is annotated as keratin-associated protein 10-12-like. Gene Ontology annotation, cellular component: keratin filament. NCBI's taxonomy places the organism in Eukaryota, Metazoa, Chordata, Mammalia, Artiodactyla, Cervidae. Bases 1 to 873 code for a protein of 290 amino acids. The record is from RefSeq and is a predicted model, not a curated record. The transcript has a single exon.
AUGGCCUUCUCCAACCUGUCUGCUUGCUCCAGCGACCUGAGCUACAGCAGCCGGAUCUGCCUGCCCGGGUCCUAUGACUCCUGCACCGACUCCUCCUGGCAGGUGGACGACUGUCCAGAGAGCUGCUGCGAGCCCCCCUGCUGUGCCCCCAGCUGCUGCGCCCCGGCCCCCCGCCUGACCCUCCUCUGCGCCCCAGUGAGCUGCGAGUCCAGUCCCUGCUGCCAGCCAGCCUGCAGCAGCUCAUGCCUGGCCUUGGGCUGCCAGCAGUCUAGCUGCCAGUCCUCCUGCUGCACCUCCUCCCCCUGCCAGCAGGCCUGCUGUGAGCCCGUCUGCUGCAGGCCUGUCUGCUGCACUCCUGUCUGUUGCACACCUGUCUGUUGCACACCUGUGUGCUAUGAAGCCUCCCCCUGUUCUACCUCCUCAUGCUGCCAGCAGUCUAGCUGCCAGCCCUCCUGCUGCACCUCCUCCCCCUGCCAGCAGGCCUGCUGUGAGCCCGUCUGCUGCAGGCCUGUCUGCUGCAGGCCCGUGUGCUGUGAGCCUGUCUGCUGCAGGCCCGUGUGCUGUGAGGCCUCCCCCUGCUCAACCCCCUCGUCCUGCUGCAGACCCUCCUCCUCCGUGUCCCUCCUCUGCCGCCCCGUGUGCCGCCCCGCCUGCUACGUGCCCACCUCCUCCUGCCAGCCCAGCUGCUACCGCCCAGCCUCCUCCGUGUCCCUCCUCUGCCGCCCCGUGUGCCGCCCUGCCUGCUGCGUGCCUGCCUCCUCCUGCCAGCCCAGCUGCUGCCGCCCGGCCUCCUCCGUGUCCCUGCUCUGCCGGCCCGCAUGCUCUCGCCCAGCCUGCUGUGUCCCUGCCUUGACCCCGGAGCCCUGCUGCUGA